UGGUGCACGAUAUCGUCUUGUCCGUGAUGCAGAUUGGAAUGGACGCAGGAGAAUGUGCGCUGGAUUGGCGCGCGUUUCUCAGUGUUCCCGAAGAUGAAGGAACCAGACUGUUCUUCAUUGUCGGAUGUAUCUUCCAGAGAUCACACUUCUGUCCGCCGCGCUACGAAUCUACAACAUCCAGCGCCUCUUCCGGACGCGUUCUUCUGGGAUCAAGCUGAUAGCAGCCGGCGCGCGGACCACAUCCGUCGAAGCAUUGAAGCGCAUCCAGGACGCUGAGAACGACCCUGAUCUGCAGCUGUCGCUUCUUUCACUGAACAGUUUGCGCCAAAAAGUGAUUAUAACCAUCGCGGUCGCUGCUCCGGGCAUGGUGAAGAGUGCGAUGAUGCUGCUCGUCAGUAUUGUGGUAGCGAAACAUCAAGGGAGCGGCCUCACCCUUUUGCUCGCGUUUGGCUUCAGUUGCCUCGUGUUUGCCAUCAACUUGCAAGAAACGUUAGGAUGGUUUCACCUUCGGGAUACAUACAGGAAAGAGAAACAAGCAGCCGACACCAAAUUGGCCAGUCUAGGACUUCGAAGGCCAGACGGGUAUCAUCACCGCACGCAGACCGAGAAAGAUGCGGUCGACUACUCGGAUGAAGAAUCUAAGGCUGGGGGCGGCGGAAAACGCAGAGAAAUCGAGGCCCCGGGAGGGGAGACCCCCUCGCCGGUAGACGGGGUUGCGACUGAAAAACAUAUAGCAUCCCAUGCAUUGGAAGACGAAGAGAACCCAUAGAGAGAUUGACGUCUAAUUCCAUCGCAUUUGACUUUACUCGUUGAUGCUCGUUCCCUCGAAACUUCAUACCCGGAAACGAGUGUGUUUGAGACUUUGAGUCGGUGAGAAUUUGACGCGUUUUAUUUGAUAUUUUUGCCGG
Messenger RNA from Fimicolochytrium jonesii, 908 nucleotides. RefSeq lists its product as uncharacterized. Bases 125 to 769 code for a protein of 214 amino acids. The record is from RefSeq and is a predicted model, not a curated record. Lineage: Eukaryota; Fungi; Chytridiomycota; Chytridiomycetes; Spizellomycetales; Powellomycetaceae. The transcript has 4 exons.